CUAAGCCGGCAAUAACGGCUUGAGAGUUGAGACGAGCUGACCCGCGAGAGACAGGCAGGAGAAAGUUCGGAAGUGGCCGCAGCCGCGAGUCCGUCGUGGACGCGCGCGCGGCCCUCGCUCGAUUCGCUGUACAAAUUGCGAUCGGGGCGAGAGAACUCUCGCCGGGCUGAUCAGUGAUCACGAUCCGAGUUCCCCCCGAUAAAACGUGCGGCGCCUUAACCCCCUGCCCAAGCAAGCUAGGGUUUAGCGGUUCGCAAUGGCGAUGGCGCAGGCCGGCCUGAGAGCCGCCCUCUUCAUCGGCGCCGGGGUGGUCGGCGCCGGCACCACCAAAGUCGCCGUAAUCCUCGCCGAGCUUCAGGGGUCUGCGCGCGAGAAGGGGGCGGACGCGGCGGGAUCGGGGGAAGCCGUUGCCGACGCCACUGCUGAGGCUUUGCAGUCCCAAAUUGCUAUGCUGGCUAGCGAUGUUCGUCAACUAGCGUCAAAUAAUAACGCUGUUAUUCAGAUGGAUAUGGGCAACGGCGGAGUCGGAUCAGCUUUGAUAUUACCUGUUGUGGCUGUUGGUGCAGUCAGCUACUGUUACAUGUGGUGGAAUGGUAUCACCUUCUCUGGCCUUAUGUAUGUCACCAAGCGCAAUAUGGCUAAUGCUGUUGCAAGUAUGACUAAGCAUCUGGAUCAAGUGCAGGGCUCUCUUGCUGCCGCUAAAAAGCACUUGUCCCAGCGCAUUCAGCAUGUGGAUGAUAAAUUGGAGCAGCAGAAGGAGAUUUCUGGCCAGAUAAAAGAUCAGGUUACUGGUGCAAAGUUGAAAAUCAAGAGCAUUGGAUCAGACAUGGAUAAAAUAAAAAAUAUGGUCGUCGGUCUGGAUGAAAAGAUGGAUUCAAUUGAAGCAAAACAGAACUAUUCAUGUGCGGCCGUGGAUUAUCUCUGCAAAUUCAUAGAACAAAGGGGUGAGAAGCUGCCAGAACGCUUGGAAGGAUUGCAACGAACAGUAAGGCGAAUAGGAUACAACAGCUCAGAGUUGCCGGGUCUGGGGUUCGGGCAACUGCUGGCGAUAGAAUCAGCGAGCCCUGGAUCAGAAAGAAUGCUUCGGUCAACGGGCAUCAGCUCGGCACGUCUGAUCCUGCCUUAGAUUGAGAGUACGAUCAAGGCAACGGAUGCGCUUAACCACUCCUUGCCCAAAUUUUGUACAGCUCUGAGUAAGGUAAAAUGGUAGAUUAGAUGAUUUAGGAAGUGAGAUGGCAUGUCCCGUCCUGGUGGUUUAUUUUGCCGCUUAGUGUGCCAGUUUUUCUAUUGCCAUCACGCGAUUGAUCUUCAAGUUUUCUAACCCUCAAAGCAUGCGACAUAUACAUAUUUCAAAAUUCAAACACUUUUGUACGUACGCUAGUAGUAUAUGAUGUGUCGUUUUAUUCACACACUUUUGU
Messenger RNA from Panicum virgatum (switchgrass), 1418 nucleotides. RefSeq lists its product as uncharacterized. The record is from RefSeq and is a predicted model, not a curated record. The coding region runs from base 257 to 1126 and encodes 289 amino acids. NCBI's taxonomy places the organism in Eukaryota, Viridiplantae, Streptophyta, Magnoliopsida, Poales, Poaceae. The transcript is spliced from 12 exons.